AAGACCUUAGCGCACGCCACGGCCAAGUGGCCAACGAUACAAUAUUGGCUAUCCCAUUCCGUCCGGCCGCCGCCGCCGCCACCGCGCGGCCUCCCUCUGCCCGCCGCGCCCGCGCCUUUCGGAUCUCCGAGCCCGACAAACCUCGACCAGGGAUAAUGGGAAAAAAGGAGGGCUUGAUGCCUUUUAGUUGCAACAGUUGCACCUGCCACGGGUUUUUCGACAAGGAGUUCAUCGACAAACACGACGCCACUCACUUCAAGGAAGGCGUCAGGGCAAGGGAAGUUCAGAAGAAGGACUCUGAUAUGAAGAAGAAGAAGGAAGCUGACAACAAGAGAGCUGAGGAGAGAAAGAAAAGGGAAGCUAAAAAACAGGCUAAAACCCAGAAGAAGAAACCAUCCAAGACAAAGCACGAAAGCAAACCACCAGUAGCUCCCAAGGGGAAGCAGCCACCACCCCCGAAGAAGAACGGGACCCAUGUGAAGCAGCCUAUGGGCAAGGGGAGGAAGUGAACUUACCUAGUUUAAUUCAGAUGUGGGAAGAGUAUCCAAGCUACUUUUACUACUAAGAUGGUGAUUUUAAUGCUCUGUAAUAAUUAGUGAAACUAUGUACGGAAUGCACUCCUGAAUACUGGUAUCCAUUCGACAAUGCAAUUCGGUAUGGAUGGCUUUGGGUCUAAAUAUGG
Panicum virgatum (switchgrass) is the source of this 682-nucleotide messenger RNA. RefSeq names its product hepatoma-derived growth factor-related protein 2-like. The record is from RefSeq and is a predicted model, not a curated record. Lineage: Eukaryota; Viridiplantae; Streptophyta; Magnoliopsida; Poales; Poaceae. The transcript has 2 exons. Bases 156 to 509 code for a protein of 117 amino acids.